ACCCAAGUCGCGCGACUGGAAACACACAGACAGGACACUGCCGAGCGGCCAUGAAUGCGACAGCCCACAUCCUGCCGGAGGGCAUGUUGAGCCGGUUCAGCAUGGAGCUUGACGAGCCUUCCAAGUACACGCUUGCCCAGCAGCCGAUUGCGAUGAUGAGUCUCGACAGACGGCGGAGUGACAGCGCCCAGGAGGAUGACGAGAGCUACGAGCGGCGAAGAGACGCUGGGAGCAUAGCAAGGACGGUCUUUGAAGCUCUGAGGGCGCACACCAAGUUCAUAGGCCCAGGCAUCGUCAUGUCGGUUGCCUUCAUCGACGUAGGCAACUUUGCCUCUGCCCUUGGCGCCGGUGCCUCAAAAGGCUACUCGCCGCUGUUCGUCAUUCUACUGGCGUCGGUGAUGGCCAUCUAUGUCCAGAUACUCGCUUGUCGACUCGGUGUCGUCAGCGGCCUCGAUCUGGCGCAGCACUGCCGCAGGUCUCUCUACAACCGGCCAACGUACACGAUGGCCUACCGCUCCUUGAUGUAUCUGCUCUGGUUCAUCAACGAGGCCGCCAUCAUCCUCACAGACUUGGCCGAGCUGCUCGGCUCGUCCAUCGCGAUCAAUCUCAUGGCGCCCGCGAUACCACUCUGGGCUGCCUCGUUGAUCUCAUUUGCCGACGUUGUCAUUGUCUUGUUCUUCUUCAGCGACUUUCCCUCCAGCCAUGUCAAUCGAUCCGUUCAUGCUUUCGAACUGGUCGUUGGUAGCAUGGUUCUGAUCGUGUUCGUCUGCUUCAUCAUCCUGACCGCGCGGAUACAGCCUCACUGGGGCGAUGUCUUCAAGGGCUAUCUCCCUUCGUCGAAUAUCAUCAGGGACGAUGGCCUGUACAUCUCUGUGGCAAUCAUCGGCGCCGUCGUCAUGCCGCAUUCUAUCGUGCUUGGCUCGAAGCUUGCCACGAUCGAUCGAGGCUCAACGGAGGGGGACAAGACUAAAUUGGAAGCCACAGACGGCCUGCAAUCAGAGCCAGUGCAAUCUGGCCGCCAUCUCCCGGCGCUGCAUAUGCCAAAUCCUCGCACGAUUCCGCAGGGCUUGACCUUGCCUUCUGCGCGUUCGGCCGGCAAGACCUCGCGCUUCGGCUUUCUCGAGCGGACGACAGAGCCUCGCGCAGAUCGGGCGCCGACCAUCGAAUUCGUGCGCUCGCAUCUACCGCAUGUCGCAACAGAUAUUGCGCUCUCGCUCAUCGCAUUCGCUCUUGUCAUCAAUUCGCUCAUCCUGAUCGUCGCAGGCGCAGCUUUUUAUCAUCCGCUGGCUGGGCAAACAAGUGACGCAAUCCAGGGCGUGCAGGAUGGCAAUCUUUUCAGUGCGUACGGCCUGAUACGUGACACCAUCGGCAAAGCUUUCGGCUACAUCUUUGCCAUCUCUCUGCUUUUCAGCGGCCUAUCAGCCUCGGUGACCGCUACGCUAGCCGGACAAGUCGUUGGGGAAGGCUUUCUCAAUCUGAAAGUGCGGCCGUUCGUUCGAAGGCUCAUCACGCGUGGCAUCUCGAUCAUACCGGCGAUCGUCGUCUCCGCGAGUGUGGGUGCUAGUGGCUUGUCGACGUUGCUGGUAGCAAGUCAAGUCGCACUCAGCUUGAUCUUACCCUUUGUCAUCUGGCCUCUCUUGUGCUUCACCUCGAACGCCGAUAUCAUGACCAUCUCCGACGGAUCGACAGCUGCACCGACAGCAGAGUCAUCCACUUCUCAUGGGCGAUUCAGGAACGCUCUGGCGCGACUCGCGCAUCCAUUUGCGCCGGCGAGUAGUAAGCCUGGAAGAGCCUCGUUCGUCAAUUCGCCGGCCGUCAUCAUCAUCGGAUGGGCGAUAUGGGCGAUCAUCUGCAUCUGCAAUCUGUACGCCCUCACACAAAUAUAGACCAUUGCUUUAUACGUCGCGAUCAAAAAUCACUUUGCUGUUGUUUGCAUGUCUCCCUUGCUCCUGCCCCCACAAGCGCUUGCAGCAGCCUGUCGGAGGGGCUUUGCAAGCAGUCGGAUCACAAUGGGACAGUUGGAAGACACGAUGCGGGCCAAGGCAAGCCUGCCGAGCUGACAGAGUCUCAUGAGCUCAGACAGCACGCAGCUCACAAAGCGGUUCCAGCCCGAGCAGCUGCGCAUCACGAACGACUCGGCUGCUCACGCCGGUCACGCUGCAAUGCGAGCGCCGGGCGCUGCUACGGGUGAGACGCACUUCACCGUCGAGAUUGUCAGCGAUGAGUUCGAUGGCAAGGUGGGCACGCAACGCUUCAGCGCAUCGGCGCCAUCUAGCUGAUC
This is a messenger RNA of Mixia osmundae IAM 14324, 2281 nucleotides long. RefSeq lists its product as uncharacterized. NCBI's taxonomy places the organism in Eukaryota, Fungi, Basidiomycota, Mixiomycetes, Mixiales, Mixiaceae. Gene Ontology annotation, biological process: iron ion transport; intracellular manganese ion homeostasis. Gene Ontology annotation, cellular component: membrane. Gene Ontology annotation, molecular function: manganese ion transmembrane transporter activity; cadmium ion transmembrane transporter activity. The transcript has 2 exons. The record is from RefSeq and is a predicted model, not a curated record. The coding region runs from base 51 to 1886 and encodes 611 amino acids.